AGCCGGGGGUCAUCCGGCUGCACGGGCACCACCGCGGCGUCGCCAUGGGGAACUGCUUCUUCAGCCAGAACAAGAGCACCAACGUGCGCGUCAGCCUGCCGGCCGUGUGCUUCGUGUGGGAGAUGGCCAUGGUGGUGCUCUUUGGGAUAUUCGUGAGGUACAACUACGAAGCGGACGCGCACUGGGAGGACUACAGAAAGAGCCACAACAUCAGCAGCGACAUCGAGAACGACUUCUACUACCGCUACCCCAGCUUCCAGGACGUCCACGUCAUGAUCUUCGUCGGCUUCGGCUUCCUCAUGACGUUCCUGAAGCGCUACAGCUUCGGCGGCGUGGGCUUCUCCUUCCUGAUCGCCGCCUUCGGCCUGCAGUGGGCCCUGCUCAUGCAGGGCUGGUUCCACUCCCUGGACCCGGCCACCGGGCAGAUCAAGAUCGGAAUUGAAAACUUGAUCAACGCAGACUUCUGCUGCGCCGGCUCGCUGAUCGCCUACGGCGCCCUCCUGGGCAAAGUGAGCCCCGUCCAGAUGAUGGUGGUCACCCUGUUCGGGGUCACGCUGUAUUCUGUGGAGGAGUACAUCAUCCUCAACCUCCUGCACUGCAGAGACGCCGGUGGCUCCAUGGUCAUUCACACCUUCGGCGGCUACUACGGUCUGGCCAUCUCCUGGAUCCUCUACCGCCCCCACCUGAAGAGGAGCGGGCACCUCAACGGCUCCGUCUACCACUCCGACGUGUUCGCGAUGAUCGGCACUCUGUUCCUGUGGAUGUUCUGGCCCAGUUUCAACUCGGCCAUCGCCAACCACGGCGACGGGCAGCUCCGAGCGGCCAUAAACACCUACGUCUCGCUGGCGGCCUGCGUGGUCACCGCUGUGGGCGUCUCCAGUCUGACCAAGAAAGGGGGAAAGCUGGACAUGGUGCACGUCCAGAACGCCACGCUGGCCGGCGGCGUCGCCAUGGGAGCGGCAGCCGAGUUCAUGAUCUCCCCCUACGGCGCCUUGAUCGUGGGCUUCUUCUGUGGCAUCAUCUCCACCCUGGGCUUCGCGUAUGUUACGCCCUUCUUAGAGAAGCGCCUCAAGCUCCAGGACACGUGCGGCGUCCACAACCUGCACGCGGUGCCGGGGAUGCUGGGCGGCUUCGUGGCCGCCAUCACCGCGGCGUUCGCCAGCGAAGCCGUCUACAGCAAAACCGGGCUGGACAACACGUUUGGCUUCCAGGGCAGCUACGCGGGCCGAUCUACGGGGACACAGGGAGCCUACCAGGCUGCCGGCACGUGUGUGGCCAUCGCAUUUGGGAUCGUUGGAGGAGCAGCUGUCGGGCUCAUCCUGAAGCUGCCCAUCUGGGGCGACCCUGCUGAUGACUACUGCUUUGAUGAUGAAGCUUAUUGGGAGGUUCCUGAGGAUGAGGAGGGCAUUCCUCCAGUUCUGGAGUACAACAACCACAUGGCACAUAAACAACAAGAAAUGGGUGAGUCAACCUUCAACAUUGAGCAAAGUUAAAGCCUCUCAGCGGGAGAUCAAACCAUUUUAUGCAGCUGUGAAAUACCAGUAAUUUAUACAGAAGACAAGCCCACAAACGGGAUGCUCCAUAUAAACAAUGAGCAUGUAUACACAGUGACAGAUGCUUCAUGAAUCCACACAGUAUGAAACAGCACAACUAAUGUUGCAUAAUUUGAGAGCUGUUGAGUGAAUCUGAUUUUUUAACAACUUUGACUUUGGAUUCUUUCUUCUAAUAGAAGGCAUUUAUGGAUUUUCACCAAUUAUCAUUUUAAAAGUGUUUGUAAACUGCAUGUGAUGAGUAUUGCACUUUCUACAGUAUGUGUUUGUUGGGUAAAUUACCUAACAAGAAGGAUGUUUUAUGGUAGCUAUGAAACAGCUUCCAACAAUGAAGGGCCUGUGUGUUGAGCUUUGCCUAUUAUUAUACUAUUUAAAGUAAUACUUAUACAAAGUCUUUUAGUCUCAAAUUUUUAUUAGAUAAUAGUUAGAUUGAAAUGUUAGUCUUAGAUAGACGUGUAUUUACUACAUCAGCUCUCUUUUUGUGAAUACAUAAUUAACUUAUUCAUUGAAAACACUGAAAAAGCUUUUCCUUGUAUUUGUAUUAGAUAAUUAAAAUUGUAAGCAAUUGGUUCUUGAAUAAAUAUUAUAUAUAUGAA
Messenger RNA from Betta splendens (Siamese fighting fish), 2146 nucleotides. It is a transcript of the gene rhcga, whose product is annotated as Rh family, C glycoprotein a. Gene Ontology annotation, cellular component: plasma membrane. Bases 45 to 1493 code for a protein of 482 amino acids. The record is from RefSeq and is a predicted model, not a curated record. Gene Ontology annotation, biological process: ammonium transmembrane transport; ammonium homeostasis. Gene Ontology annotation, molecular function: ammonium channel activity. NCBI's taxonomy places the organism in Eukaryota, Metazoa, Chordata, Actinopteri, Anabantiformes, Osphronemidae. The transcript is spliced from 11 exons.